Seminavis robusta is the source of this 1485-nucleotide messenger RNA. NCBI's taxonomy places the organism in Eukaryota, Bacillariophyta, Bacillariophyceae, Naviculales, Naviculaceae. The record is from the annotation of a GenBank genome assembly.
AUGGCAAAGUCUUCCAAACGACGUGGUAGCAACAAGACGAACGAGCACAACAAGAGGAAGCAGCAACGACACGCUCAUCAACGCCUUCAAGCACUGCUUCGAAGAUCGCAAGCCAGCAGUGCGGGCAAUGAAUUGAUAUCUUUGAUAUAUGAAAACCCGUCUCUGGCAUGUCGCAGUGUUGACGGCGUGACUCCAUUGAAAGUGCUGCUGGAAUCCGGGGUCAAGUUGGACGUCAUACAAGAGUUUUGCAAAAGGUUCCCACGCUCCGUGGAAACCCCCUCUCACGUCGACAUCAUGGAGGAGCUUCCUCUGGAGACUGCAUGCUACCAACACUACAAGACCGCGCGAGGAGUCAUUCCCUUUCUCGUCGUCCAGCUAAAAGUCAAUGAUCUAGAAGGUAACAGCGUCUGGGGAGAACGACUCCUCACCGCGUUGAACCGCAUACUAGUGUUUUGCAAUGCUGCCACCCACACUGCAAAGCGACUGGAAGAUAUCGAAGCACUGCUUCAGGCGGUCAGUCGCACAGGGAUACUAGCGUCGCAGCGUGAAGCGCAAGGGCGACUCUUGACUUGGGCGUUUCAGUGCUCCGAUUGUACCUACGGCGAUCUACUUGAUCUCGUACUGCCGUACUGUGCCAACGUCACACACAUAUCUAUUUCCUAUGAAAACUACACCACAGUACGGCGACAACAAGAUCUUUCGGCCUCACUGGCCAAGCUAGUGCCUCAACUGACACACUUGGAUCUGCACGUUUGCUGGCAGGUUCGAGACCAGCAUGCGUGGAGGCACUUCCUAGUUCAGGCAUUGGCACAAGAUGCCAAACAUCUGCAAUCACUUCAACUCAAGUUUUGGAAAGAACCAAACAAUGACAACGCAUUGCCAGAACCUCUGCCAGGAUGGAUAUUCAAAGCCCUCGUGGACUGCUUUGUUUCAUCGUCGGCGUUUCCAAAUCUUCAAGAGUUGGUACUGGAGACACGACCGGGAAUUUUGGCAAAAGACCACGGAGUGGCGGAAGAUCUCACAAUGUCAUUGGCCACCCUCCUUGGAAAGAACAAUCUGCGACAAUUGACAGUCAUUCACUUCUGUCCACGGUAUCAACCUCUCUUUGAUGCCUUACAAACCAACAGUAGUCUUCAGCGUUUUGAGGUUCCUUUCUGCACCAAUGCCAAACCAAAACUCCAGGCCUUGUACGACACCAUUAUUCGACACAACAACACGACCUUGUUACACGUCAACGGGCUGCCGGAGGACCAUUUAUCGGAAUUGAUUCGCCAUCGUUGCAAUUUGAACCGAAAGGGUCUUGGAAGGGCCCAAAACCCGGAUACACCUAUAACAACACUUCUGGACAUUGUUGCAGACGCUAUGGACGACAAUUGGGGAUAUCGAAUCAGUGGUGACACCAGCGCUGGCUUUGCGUUUGCGAUGCUCCGCGGAUGCCCCAGCAUUUGGUGUGGAGUGAAGAGACCGAAGGUCUUACAAAAAUGA